AUGGCACUGCCCGAGCUACCGGAGGGCUUGGACCCCUUGCUCCUGGAGGCGGAGCUUGAGGAGCGCCUGCGGCAGCACGAGGUGCAACGUCUCGUGCACGCUGGGGAUGACAGCGCAGCACAGCAGCAGAUGCGGGUGCCGGGAAAGGAGGGUGAAAAGCAAAGCUUCGCCUCCUUGGCAAACCAAGCUUAUCGAUCGAUGAUGAAGAUGUUGGAGAGCUCCAACUUUCCUGAUGCACCGCGGGUAGAUGUCCUCAUGAGGAUCAAUGCCAUCUUCAUGUUCUUGGCCACCUGCGUAUGUUGGAGCCUGCCAGAGCCAGACGAGCGAUUAGAGGAAGUCCUCUCAUGGCUCAUGGGGGCACAAGGCCUACAAGAUGUCAUCAAAGAGUGGCAUGCCGAUUGCAAACUCCGCAAGGGGAGGGAUAUGUCAGCAGAUGGCAAAGUCCGAUUGCAGGCUGCCUUCGAUGCCUUGUUGGAGGUUGCCCAACAGAUGUCCCAAAACGCGAUCGUGGAGCCGGACGUGGCGGAUCCACUUCGCCCAGCGCCAGGGGACCCUCGGAAGCUGGUGGCGCUCUUCGCGAAGCCACGCCUCAAGGAGGCAGAUGUUCCUUCGGACCUUUUUGGCGCGCCCCAAGCGACCGGUGCACUGCUGCAGUUCUCCCUGCAGGGCUGUACGGCCAUGUUGGCAGAGCUCCGUGCAGCCUACGCGGAGCCAGACUUUCACCGAGAGUACAUGAAGCUUCGAAACUCACCUUCAGCUCAUGGUCAGCAUGUGGAGUUUACCCUCCAAAGGCAGGCAAAAGUCUUGGAGAAGUAUGGUUUCGAGCCAUCGCUGCGUGGUGUCAUCGAGAUGAGGGCGCAGACCAGGGCUUGCACUUGGGAUGCCGUGAUCCUCAAGCUGUUGCGAGAUAUCCAUGCAUUGCUGGAGGCCAGGAAACCUUUGCCCAAGCGGAUGCCCUGGAGCUUCCAGUCUGGCUGGCGGCCGGGAGUCUUGAUGCCAGGUGCUUCAAAGGUGCAACUGGUGCAGAGCAGCUGGGACACUGGCGAACGGAUGACGGCGGUCGAAGCGCCCCAAGUGGAGGCGGAUUUCGGCUUCCAGGGCCCUGUCAUGGAGGUCGACUUGGACCUACCUGAGCAGGAGAUCCUGGGAUUCGGCGCUGCUUUCACCGAAGCCAGCGCCUUGGUCUUCCAGGGCCUGGCGCCUUACCUGCAGCACGAGCUGCUGGACCUCUACUUCGGAGAGGACGGCAUUGGCUUCACCCUGGGCCGUGUACAUAUCAACAGCUGUGAUUUUUCCUUGGGGAACUAUUGCUUUGACCCCGUGGAGGACGAUUUCGACCUGGAACACUUCGACCUCCAGGCCACCCGCGACGGCAAGGCGCUGAUCCCCUUGAUCCGCGACGCGACCGCGCGGGUGGACACCGCGGGGGGCGCAGGCGCUCGGGAGCUGCGGCUGGUGGCGAGUCCUUGGAGUCCUCCGGCGUGGAUGAAGAGCGGGAAGAAGAUGAACGGCUCAGAGAAGCCCGGGCUGAGAGCUGAGUGCCAGGAGGUCUGGGCUGGAUACAUUGCCAAGUGGAUCACGGCCUACCGCCGGCAACACGUGAAGAUCUGGGCGGUGACCGUGCAAAACGAACCGGAACACAAUGCCCCUUGGGAGGCCUGCUGCUACACAGCCCAGGAGGAGGCAGACUUUGUGGCGAAGCACUUGGGUCCGACCCUGCGAGCGAUGCAUCCGGAUGUGGGCAUCUUUGUGUAUGACCACAACAAGGAUCACAUCUACGAAUGGGCCCGUGAAUCUUUGAGUCACCCACAAGCGCGACCCUUCAUACGUGGGGUGGCCUUUCACUGGUAUGCGGGCGACCACUUCGAGAAGCUUCGGAAGACCCACGAGGAAUUCCCGGAGGCCAUUCUACUGUCCACCGAGGCUUGCUAUGAGCGGCAUCGCUGGCGGCCCGGCACGCAGAUUUCUGAGGGCGAUUGGAGCUUCGGGGAAGGCUAUGCUCAUGACAUCAUGGGCAACCUGAACGCGGGCGCCGUGGGGUGGAUCGACUGGAACAUGCUUCUGGACGACACGGGGGGCCCGAACCACGUGGGGAAUGUGUGUGAUGCACCGAUGAUGGCAAGCGUCACGGACCAGGAGCUGCACCUGCAUCCACAAUUUUUCUUCUUGGGCCAUUUCUCCAAAUACAUUCCUCCAGGCUCAAAACGCCUUUGCUCCCGCGUCCUGGGCACACCCAGCUGUACCAGCUCAUCCCGCGGCUAUGGCACCUGCACCGCGCAGGAUGGCCUACAGGGCUGCGCCUUCCGACGCCCGGACGGUGCUGUCGUCCUGGUGCUGCUGAACGCUGCCAACCUCUUCGUGAACUUCCAACUGCGGCUCCGCAAUGGUCCCGAUGCUCCGAUCCGGGCGCUCCGGGCGUCGAUUCCGGCACGCUCGGUGCAGACGUACUUGCUGCCGCAUUCGGAGGAGAGACAGAAAAAGGAAUGCGCUGAAAGGAGCUGUGAGGGUCAUGGAAAAGAGGGGCUUUUUCCAGAAGACCAAGCUCCUGCGACUCUAGCGCAGGCGCUCCGCGGCAUGGCGGAGCUCGCCCGGGCGCUGAGGGCCACUCCCGAGGCCAACUCAUUGCUCAUUGGCCUCUUCCAGAAGCUCAGCAAAGGUUGGGAGCAACUCUUCUGGUGUGCAGCCUCGAAGCAGUCGCCAGCACACCAAGCAGCUACCUAUGCCAAUUCCAUCUUGGUGGAGCUCGUGGGGGGUGCUCGGCCAGCUCAGCAGGGCCAGAAGGCGCAGAAGAAACGGAAAAAGUCAGAACACCCGCCAGCAGCGCUUCCCUUGGAGGAUGACACCAGGUUGGCCAUCCUUGGCAGCCUUCAGGCAAGCAAGGCCUUUCAGAGAGUGCCUGGCAAUCUGAAGCGACAGUGGCAACAGGCUCUUCUAUCUCCUUUGUCACCGAGUGGGAUCCGCUUGUGCUGCCAUAGACUCAUCAAGAGACUCAGUGAGGGCAUGCCUGCAAGAGAGGUAUGUGCGCAGCUGGAACCCUUGGCCCUGCACAACCAGGCGCCCGACGAAGUGAUCAUGGCGGUGAUCUUCCAGCAAUUCCUUUGCAGCUACAUCGCGCCGCCAGGCUCCAAUCCGGUGAGCUUCUCCUUGGGAGCCUUCAAAAGUGCCAUGGGCCUUCCGGAGUCGCCUGCAGAGUGGGAAGACAUGGUCCUACAAGUGCCGCUGCUUGAGGAGGAGGAGCGGAACCUUUGGCGCCAGAGAUUGUGGUCCACCGCCUCACAGCUGAUCCGGCGCACCUGGCCGGAAGCUGCUGAGAAGCUGGUGACGGGAGAGGACUUUUCCGCUGCAGAGGUCUUUUCCGGCGGGGAGGAGGGCCCUGGAUCCAUGGUGAGGUCCCUCGCCUUCGCUGGCUGCUUCAGUGACGGAUCUUUAUUGGUCCUACGGCUGCUGCAAUGGUGGGAGCACGUGAUGUCAACAAGCCCUUCCUCGGCCAAAGGCAAGAAGAAGUCAGUUUGCCAAUGUUUGGUGGGCUUGGAGGAGGAGGAUGAGUCGCUGCGGAAACUUUCGCUGGAGUUGUGCAAUUCGGUCAUGGAGAUGGAGCCUGGCAAGAAAGCAGUGUCGGCGAGGCAGAAGAACGCCGUUUGCAGUUUGCCCUUGUCUGUCUCGUUGGCCUUCCUGACUGACUCAGCACCGCCGAAUGCCAAAGAAGUCAUGUCAGAGUUGUUGAGCAUCGUGAAGAGCCUGACCUCCAAGGCGAAAGAGCCCAAACCGAAGAGGCACUUGCAGGAAACGAUGGCAGGCAUUCCGCCAAUCGCCGCUGAGCUCUAUGUGGGAGACUCCAUGGGCAUCAUUCGAGAGGCCUGCAAGAUCGCAUGGCGAGAGCUCGCCUUAUAUGCAGCGGAUGAGACCGUCCAGAGUCUUUGCUCUUCGGUGUGUGGAGCUCCUAUAGAGGAGACGGAUGAGCCGGUGGACGAGCCUGAGAUGGAUGAUGAUGAAGAGGAUGAAGGAGAUGCGGAUCCAGAUGGAUCUCGAAAGGCCGUCUUUGAUCAAGCCAUUGCCGCGAUGAAGGAGAAGAAUGCCAAGGCCAAGCCUGAAGAGGAUGAGGACGAAGAGGAGGAGGAUGUGACAACUCUAGACCACUCUGGUGUCCUCUCACAGCUCCUCGAUGACGGUGGUGGCGAGUUGAUGAACUCCUUCGCAGGCUCCAGACUGGAGGGUGCCAGCAACGAGAAGAAGAAGACCCUAACCAAAAGGCAACAGAAGCAGCGGGAGAUGCAAGACGACUUCGUCCGACGCUUGCGAGAGGCCGAGCUGAUGGAGUCCUUCUUGACACGCUCAGGGCACAAGCGUCCAGUGAGUUUGGAGGUGGUAGAGAAGCUUCUGAGCGCCAUGGUCGACUUGAGACACAAGGCGAAGGUGAAUCGCCAGGCGGGUUUGGGCAAGAGUCACGGACAAGAGAUCCUUCUCUUCAUGGCCGUUGGCAAGCCGAACACCCGCUCGGUUUGUUUUGACAUUUGGGUGUGGUUGGUGCUUUGGGACGUAGAAGUGCAACCCAGAGAGGCGUUUGCUGGAUGUUCUAUACAUGGUUUUUGCGUGGGCCGAAGGUUGGUCGCGAGGUACCAUUCCAGGUGCCUUUCCUCAUUCGCCAGUUGCAUAUGCGACACUUUGAGAGUAGUUCUCCUCCGGCACUUGCGCUGGACAGCGGACGGGUUGUAG
This is a messenger RNA of Durusdinium trenchii, 4713 nucleotides long. Lineage: Eukaryota; Dinophyceae; Suessiales; Symbiodiniaceae. The record is from the annotation of a GenBank genome assembly.